GGGAGCCCCGGGCGCCCCGCCCCGCGGGGAGCCCUUCGGUUCCGGGAGCGCAUGGUCGGCUCUGCGCCCUUCCAGGGCCACGACCAGGGCCGGGCAGGGGCGGAGCCGCGGCCUCCGGGAGCUGGGUCCCUGCCCCCGCCGUUCUUCGCUGACCGGAGCGCAACGAGGUACUGCCCCCCGCGUCCGCCCGACGGCCCGCUCGGCGCUUUAAAAACCCGCCCGGCUGCAGCGGUGACGGCGGGAGGCGCGGAGACUGGCGAGACCGAGCCCCGGGCCCGCGCCCCAGCGGCCGGCCAGAGCAGCCCCAUGGAGAAGCAGGUGGUCCUGGUGAUUGGGGGCAUCCUUGGGGGACUGCUGCUACUGCUGCUGUUGAUGGGGGUGAGCUGGUGUCUCUGGAAGAGGCUUUGCGCCACGUUCACCUAUGAGGAGCUGUCAGGGGCCACGGCUGCCUCCAGCACACAGGGACACAAGCUCUGCCCACCGGAUGCCAGGACCCAGGCAAGCAGGCCACCAGGUAUACCAUUCGUGGUGCCCCCUUCCCUCCAAAGCCAAGACUGGGUGCCCCUGAGCAGCAGAGAGUGGGCCCAGGCCCCACAGGACCCCUGCCCAGCCCCGGAGCUCCUGCCCCAUGCCACCGGCAGCAAUCUUGGUGAUCCUCCCAGCCCCUGUGUUGUAGGAGACGCAUGCGUGGUGGGGACCAUCAAUCCAGCGCUCUACAAGAUCCCGGAGGACAAAAGUGAGACCCACUUCCCUGAGGGCUGCCUGGGGCGGCUGUGGUUCUCUCUGGAAUAUCAGCAGGAGGCCGAGCGACUGCUGGUGGGCCUGAUCAAGGCACAGCGGCUGCAAGCCCCCUCAGAGACCUGUAGCCCCCUGGUGAAGCUCCACCUGCUACCGGAUGAGCGGCGCUUCCUACAGUCCAAGACCAAAUGCAGAACAACCAGCCCACAGUUUGACGAGCACUUCAUCUUUCAGGUGUCCAGCAAGAGUGUCACCCAGAGGGUGCUGAGGUUCUCGGUGUACCACGUGGACAGGCAGAGGAAGCACCAGCUCCUGGGCCAGGUGCUGUUCCCCCUGAAGAAGGAGACCCUGGUGGGCAACUGCCGGCGCAUCAUCUGGAGAGACCUGGAGGCUGAGAGCCUGGAGCCUCCCUCCAAGUUUGGCGACCUCCAGUUCUGCCUCAGCUACAACGACUGCCUGAACCGCCUCACGGUGAUCGUGCUUCGAGCCAAGGGCCUCCGACUCCAGGAGGACACGAGCUUUGUCAGUGUCCUUGUCAAGGUGUCUCUGAUGAACCACAACAAGUUUGUCAAGUGCAAGAAGACUUCGGCUGUGCUGGGCUCCGCCAACCCUGUGUACAGCGAGACCUUCAGCUUCAAGGCCGACCCUGCCGAGCUGGACACGGCGAGCCUCAGCCUGACAGUGCUGCAGAGGGCCGAAGGGGACAGGAGCCGCGAGCUGGGCCGGGUGGUGGUGGGCCCCUACAUGUACACCCGCGGCAAAGAGCUGGAGCACUGGAACGAGAUGCUUAGCAAACCCAAGGAGCUGGUGAGGCGCUGGCACGCGCUUUGCCGCACCACUGAGCCCUGACCCGGGCAGGGACCUCGGGUCUGCUCCAGGAGCCCUAUCUCCCCACAGCCAUGCCUGACAGCCACAGGCCUGGACGCUGCAUCCAGCAUUCUCACUGGGCUGCAGGACCAGCCCGAGCCGGGGGAUCACGAGUGCCGACGUGCAGGAGAGAAGAGGUGACAAGAGAGCCCGGGUCAGGGCAGUGGUGUGGCCGCUGGGCUACAUCUCACCAGCAUGUGAGGCCCUCCCAACUCAUUCCAUCCUUCUUUACCCGUGGGGCUGCCUGGGCUUGGAAUCCUGGCUCCUGGUCGUCGCAGUCUCGAAUUGGACCGGAAUCUCAGGCAUUGGGAAGAAAUACUCUCUAGAGUGAAAGCAUAGCUGUGCACGUUGUGUGGAGUGCCAGGGAAACUUGGAAAACUGAUGAUGUGUUGAUGCUCAGCCUCCACUUUCUUCCUCUGUGGUUUCUCUGCCUUCUGCCUGGCGGAGAAAAUGAACUGCCCAAAGCGUUUAUUUCAGUUGGUCCACAAUAAAUAGCACAGCCUGAGAAACUGGAUUGGCAUGUAGGUGUGGAACAGUCCCCAGGAUGCCUGGGCAGCACGGCUUGGGAGAAAAGGCUCCUGGGGAUCGCGACUCACUCGCUUCACACCUGCAGGAGAAAGCAGCCCGCCCAGGUACCAAGUGGUGGACAGGUUCUGGGCGUCUGCUCCUGGGGCUCUCACUUUGGGCAUGAAAUGGUGAAAGCACGUGGCCAAAGCAUAGCCCAUAGGGCUGAAAGCUUUUCCCGUAAACCUAGCAAUUCCAUUAUGAUUAUUGUGUUGUGGUAGGUGUCGGUGUAAACUUCAUAAAAUGGAAGUUCCCUCAACUACCCGUGAAGAUGUACUCAAGGUCACCGGCAGCCCCUGUGCUUGUCACUGUUACUUAUCAGGCAGUUUGUAUUUUCACCCAAAUGCUACUAAACUUGCAGAUUCAAGCCUCGUUACUGUGUAAUUAGAACAACACUUAAAACAGAAUCUUCUCUUUUCUUAGGCAGUGAAGCAACUUCUGCAAAAGCAAUUAGUGAAUGUUGCCAUCGGUUUGUGCCUCUUUGACUUCACCUCCAAUGUCUGUCAAUGCACAAAUACAAGCUUUGCUGGCAGUGGUCCAUA
Molecule: messenger RNA, 2711 nt
Organism: Balaenoptera ricei (Rice's whale)
Lineage: Eukaryota; Metazoa; Chordata; Mammalia; Artiodactyla; Balaenopteridae
Product: synaptotagmin-15-like
Exons: 8
Coding region: 52-1587 (511 amino acids)
Biological process (GO): calcium-ion regulated exocytosis; regulation of dopamine secretion; cellular response to calcium ion
Molecular function (GO): calcium-dependent phospholipid binding; syntaxin binding; clathrin binding
Source: RefSeq, a predicted model, not a curated record